UGUGCACAAUGAAUAUACAAGGAAUGAAUCCCAGAUUUAUUGGAACACCAAGAGAAAAGUUCUCAUUUUUCAACACUUUAUUAUGCUUAGUAAAAUCUUUGCAAGGCCAAUGUGUAACUGUUGAUCUUCGCAAUGACUCUUAUGUAUGUGGACUUCUUCUUACAGUGGAUGGAUUUAUGAACUUGUCAUUUUCAACCGCUGUAUAUUGUGAUCCACAAGGAAAUGAAUUUUUCUUUGAGAAUAUUUUUGUUCAAUGUCGCAACAUUAGAUAUGUGCACAUACCGGAACAUGUAUCAAUAAUAAAUAAUAUUAAGAAUGAGGUAGCAAAAGAAGUUAGGAAUAAACCCACCGGGAGAGCAAUGGAUAAGUCAAGGAAAGCUAAGAAGGCAUAUAACCAACAUAUGCAGACAGUGGCAUCACUUCAUAGACAUUGAAUAAAACACCACUGAUAAAUGAAAACUGAUAUUUUGUAUUACUUUACACA
Messenger RNA from Papilio machaon (common yellow swallowtail), 484 nucleotides. RefSeq names its product U7 snRNA-associated Sm-like protein LSm10. Gene Ontology annotation, biological process: mRNA 3'-end processing by stem-loop binding and cleavage. Gene Ontology annotation, molecular function: U7 snRNA binding; histone pre-mRNA DCP binding. NCBI's taxonomy places the organism in Eukaryota, Metazoa, Arthropoda, Insecta, Lepidoptera, Papilionidae. The coding region runs from base 9 to 434 and encodes 141 amino acids. The record is from RefSeq and is a predicted model, not a curated record. The transcript has 3 exons. Gene Ontology annotation, cellular component: cytoplasmic U snRNP body; nuclear body.